AUGGAAGCUAAAAAAAUUUUUAAUAAUAAUCACCCUGAUCAAAUUUUUGAUCAAAAUGAUGAUGAAUUAAAUCUAAAUUCUGAAAGAAAUUUAUUAAUUCAAUCAACAAUAAAUCAUGAUAAUGAUAACAAGUCAAGAAAAUAUGCGGAGACACCUUUACCCAAAUUACCAUUACUUAUAUUAAGUAUAGUGAUUAUUAGUGAGCCUUUUAAUUCAACUAUUUUAUUACCUUUUAUUUAUUUCAUGGUUCGUGAUUUUGGUGUAAGUGAUGAUGAUAAAGAAAUUGGUUUUUACGCAGGAUUAAUAGCAUCAUCUUUUUUCUUUGCACAAUUCUGUUUUUCAAUAUUUUGGGGUUACAUGUCUGAUAAAUUCGGUAGACGUCCGAUCCUUUUAUUUGGAUUAUUUGGAAAUAUGGUGACUUGCUUUAUGUUUGGUCUUAGUAAAAAUUUACUUUGGGCUAUUGCUUCUCGUUCAACCUGUGGAAUGCUAAAUGGUAAUAUUGGUGUUGCAAAAAGUAUGUUGGGUGAACUAACUGAUAAAACUAAUCAAACAAAAGCGUUUUCAUUAUUUGGAUUUUGCUGGGGAAUGGGCUGUAUAAGGCCUGUGAUUGGUGGGUUCUUAUCACAUCCUGCUGACAAUUUUCCAAAAAUAUUUGGCAAUUGUCCUUUCCUAAAGUCAUUUCCAUAUUUCCUUCCUUGUUUUGUUGCUUCAAUUGUUAGUUUUAUUGGGUUAAUUAUUGGAUAUUUUUAUUUACCCGAGACACGAUAUAUGCAUGAUCAUCAAAAAGAAGAAGGAGAAGAAAGAUAUGUCGAUAUUGAAGAUGUUAUUGAUAUUUCAAGCAGAAAAAAUUUGAGUGGAAAUAAUUCAAUAAUCUCAUAUGGAGCUACUGCAAAUGUUGAUUCUAACAAUAGUAAUUAUAAUCAAUCACCUAAAGGAAAUAAUAUUAUACAAUCAUACAUUGAAGAAUAUCCAUGUUAUCCAGAAACAUCGUCAUCUUCAAAUCUACUAAAGGGCUUGUCAAAGAAUAAUGUCACCGACAUCAAAGUCAACAACAAGCAAAGUUUUAUUAUGAAAAAUGGCGAAGAAUCAAAAUCAAAAGCUAAAGUCAAAAUCUCACCAGUUACAUAUAGGUUUGCAGAAGUUAAAGAUGGAGGAUUAGGUUAUUCGUCAAUAAAGCUGGCUCAAAGUUUGGCUUUAAUGGGAAUUAUUCAAUUAGUUUCUCAAUUUCUGAUUUAUCCUUGGUUAAGAACUAAAGUAGAUUUGAUUAAAUUAUAUCGUAUAACAUCAAUAUCUUACGUUACUUGUUAUUUGUUAUUUCCUUUAUUGAAUCGAUUAAAAAAAUCAUUCAUGAAUCUACCACUUGAAUCAGAGUAUGGUGAUGAUGAUGAAAUUGUUAAUAAUUCUGCUAGUUCUGAAACACUUGGUACUGUCAAUGGAAUAGGUCAGACUUCUUCAGCAUUUGUUCGUUCUAUUGGUCCAGCAUCGAGUGGAUCUUUAUGGUCUUGGUCAUUGACAAAUAAUUUAAGUUUUCCAUUCAACGAUUAUUUUGUAUUUAUUGUAAUGAGUCUCACUGCUCUAAUAGGAUCAAUUCAAAGCUUUACAAUACCGCGUGAAUUGGGAGAAAUAUAG
Entrophospora candida is the source of this 1629-nucleotide messenger RNA. The record is from the annotation of a GenBank genome assembly. Lineage: Eukaryota; Fungi; Glomeromycota; Glomeromycetes; Entrophosporales; Entrophosporaceae.